AUGCGAGAAGAAGAUCAAGAAGAGGAGACAGAAGAGACGAGUAUUGAAGAGGAAGAACAAGAAGAACAACAAGAACAACAAGAAGAAGAACAAGAGGAAGAGAAAUCAAUCAACGAGUUUGCUGAAGAAAUCGUUGAGAAUUGUAUCGAAGAGGCGCUGGACGAGGCGAUCACUUCUUUAGAGAUACAAGAUUAUUGGCUAAACGAAGAGAAAAGUGAAGAGGAAGAGUCAAAUUCACCACCAAAAACGGGUAUCUUCCGAAAAGAGAUGAUAUGGAGGAUAUUUAUUGCACUCAUCGUUGUCUAUCCAUCAAUAUUUUACGUUUGGAGCGGUGGGACAACAAAAACUCGGCAGCCAUACCCUCCACGCCCAUUUUUCUCAAACUUCAGUCGACAAUAUGUUGCCGAUUUCCAUAGUGGAGAUGCCACAGCUGAGAGAUUAUCAAGCCAUAACAAGAUCACAAUUGUAAUGUAUUAUGCUCCAUGGGAUCGUUUCUCGGCAGCAAUGAGAAGGCCGUUUGAAUUCGUCGCAAGGGAGUUCGUCAAUGAGCCACAGGUCCGCUUUGUGGCGAUAAACUGCUUCGCACUGGCGGGUGAAUGCAGGAGAACGUAUCGAUUGUUCUCUUAUCCGAUAAUUAUGGCUCAUGCAGGAGCUUCAGCUAUCUCAGUGUAUCAAGGAGAGUACUCAGCUGAUCAUUUCUACAGAUGGGUUGAAGAUUUACUUUAUCCAUUCGAUUUCUUGAUCGAUUCUCAAGAUAUUGAACAGUUCGUUGAGAAAAAUCUCUUUUCAAUCAUUGGUUAUUUUCCUCAAAAUGGAAAAUUCCCAACAAGCGAUCUUCGAAGGUAUCUUGCUUGUGCUUUUCAGUCAAAUACUGGGCAAAGAAACCGUCAAGAUGCUCGUUUUGGGGUGAUCACUAAUCAAAAGUUGGCUCAAAGUCUCGAUCUCUCUGAAGGAUUACCAAUUGUGAUGAAGAUUAGAGAGGCUGCAAUAAUGUUCCAUGAUGAGAUAACAUCGGAAAGAAUCGAGGAAUGGUUGAGAGAAAACGCGAAACAUGACUCUGCACUGCACUGGCUAACGAUUAAUAAGCACAAUGAUUUGAGCAGCACUUAUUUGGACAAUUUACUCACCAAAUUCCCAACGAUUUUGUUGUUCGAUCAGCAAAAACCUUUAGCCGAAAAUGAACUUCUCAAAACGUUUUCUGAGAUCGCUGAAGAAUAUUGGGAUUGCAAUCAAAACACGAGAGUACCCAUUGUUCAAGAAAUUGAGCCAAUCGAUUGUCAACAUUCAUUAACAUCAAAAUUGACAAAAGAUUGCUGUGAAAUGAGUUGGAAUGAGAUUCAGAUGAAAGCUCUCUGUAACGGGCUUCGAACUUGCUCUUCUACGAAUUCUCCUGAAAAAUGUUCUGAGAAGUUGACAAUGUGGUCAAAACCGUCAGUUGAGACUUGUCCAAUCAUUGCUGACGUGGAAACAGUUGAGAUUUUGAAGAUUUGUUGUGAGGAGAGAUUUGUAAAAGAAGAGGAUCCAAGAUUGCCUGAAGCACUUUGGGAAGAGAGAAAGAAACGACGGGAAAUUGCUUCGGCUAUGGUUUGCUCAAGGAAGAGAACACAUAGGAAAUCGAAGUAUAAGAUGAAAAUCUCUUCUUCAUCAACCGAUCCUUUGGAAAAUCUCUCAGUGAAGUCAUUCGCCUGUUCCUACAAGAAUAACACUCUCCAAUUCGGCUUCAUUGACUCAAAGCAUUACUCAUUUUUUGCACAAAAAUGGGGACUAAAAACUUUUCUUCCAACUCUUAUGGCUAUCGAUUCUCAACAAGAGCUUUUCGCUGUGUUAGAAGGAGUGAACAAAACAAAUAUUCGUCGUUUCAUCAUCGAUUUUCACGAUAAAGUUCUCGAUGAUUACUAUUUGACUGAAGAGCGGCGGAAGAGUGCAUUUUCGCAUGAAGCCCCAAAGCUUGAAGAAACGAUUCCCGGCCGAUCAGUGCUCAUCGAGCGGCUCACCGAGUUGACGUUCAGAGGAGCUGUUGAGAACAAAACAAAAAUCGAUACGAUCGUCUAUUUUUCGGGUGGCAGCUGGCACGGAGCGUCGAUGGUCAAUCUUCACAUUUUCCACUCAAUCUCGAGAAUUUUUCUCCCAGCUGCCCAGGGACUUGUUCGAUUUUAUAUGAUUGACACCUCAAGAAAUGAGCUUCCAUACAACUACAACUUUGAGACCUAUCCGGCGAUUGUUGUUUUCAAUGGGCAUAGCGAUGAUCUCUCAUGGAAAUUCCCAGAAGAUGCCCCAAUUACCGUGCCGAAUCUCUUCUCUUUCAUUCUAUCAAGAUGUAGUCAUCAACUAAGGCUGAAAAUAGCUUUUGAGCUUCUGGAUCGCGUCUCCACUCCUCGUGCUCUUCGUCGCCUCAAUCGACACAUUCAUUGGUUAAAGACGAGAAUUCGUUCUUUAAGAGAAUCGCAAAGACAACUCAAACAGCUACAUCAUGAUCCAUUGCACGCUCAUCACAAUGAAGUAGUGCUGAAGAAACACGUGAUCCAACUACGAGCUGCUCGUUCAAUGAUCUCAGCGAUUCAAGCAGAGAGGCUCACCUCGAAUUCGAGUCUCUUUCAAAUCGAGAGUCUUCGAGCAUCCGAUUUGUUGACUUCAAUCAAAAUGUUGCCUAGUUUAGAU
Mesorhabditis belari is the source of this 2658-nucleotide messenger RNA. The record is from the annotation of a GenBank genome assembly. NCBI's taxonomy places the organism in Eukaryota, Metazoa, Nematoda, Chromadorea, Rhabditida, Rhabditidae.